AUGCGUAACAUGGUUGCUGAUCUCUACCUUAUUUGGGUGGGGGUUUCAAGGGCUCACAAACAACAACAAAAAAUAGCGAUGUGCAACUCUUUUUUCACUAUUGUACUUGGUGCAGGGAAGGGGAUCAGAGUUUCUCUACAAACUGGAGUGAAUGCUAUUUUAAACACUCAUUUGUUUUGCAAACGACAAUGGCAUCUUGGAGACUGCUAUGAGCAGUUUGGCUUUGACUUGUGGCCUUUCUUUUUUGUUUACUUGGCGGCUUCAUGUCACCACAAUGCAAGAACGUACACAAACAAACAAAUCAAGGUGAGAAAAAUGUGCUGGGGUAAGGGCCGUGAGCGAGAUUUUCCACCACACGAGAUGAAUGUGGAGGAAUAG
Molecule: messenger RNA, 378 nt
Organism: Trypanosoma grayi
Lineage: Eukaryota; Euglenozoa; Kinetoplastea; Trypanosomatida; Trypanosomatidae
Exons: 1
Coding region: 1-378 (125 amino acids)
Source: RefSeq, a predicted model, not a curated record